Molecule: messenger RNA, 192 nt
Organism: Letharia columbiana
Lineage: Eukaryota; Fungi; Ascomycota; Lecanoromycetes; Lecanorales; Parmeliaceae
Exons: 2
Coding region: 1-192 (63 amino acids)
Source: RefSeq, a predicted model, not a curated record
AUGGCAACUGUAUGGAGUCAUGCGGCCCCAAGUGGAGCUCGCCAUAUGCUGCUACUACAUUACAUUGGAUCAUUCAAGUUGUCUACAUUAUCGUGGAUGUCAUGGAGUCAAAGCGCCAUAGAACGAUACGUUGCUGGCACCAUCAGACUGGUUGAUCUGCUAGGUUACGUUCUCGUGGAUCUGGCAGCCUGA